Molecule: messenger RNA, 564 nt
Organism: Phragmites australis (common reed)
Lineage: Eukaryota; Viridiplantae; Streptophyta; Magnoliopsida; Poales; Poaceae
Product: small ubiquitin-related modifier 1-like
Exons: 3
Coding region: 107-403 (98 amino acids)
Biological process (GO): protein sumoylation
Cellular component (GO): nucleus
Molecular function (GO): protein tag activity; ubiquitin-like protein ligase binding
Source: RefSeq, a predicted model, not a curated record
CCGCCCCGCCCGCCGGCUCAUCGCAACCCCACCCAUCGAUCGCCCGAGAGAUCGCCGGACUCCGACGCGAACCAGACCUGUGUGUGUUCCCGAGCGUGAGACGAGGAUGUCGGGCGCGGGGGAGGAGGACAAGAAGCCGGCGGAGGGCGGCGCCCACAUCAACCUCAAGGUCAAGGGACAGGAUGGCAACGAGGUGUUCUUCCGCAUCAAGAGAUCCACCCAACUGAAGAAGCUGAUGAACGCCUACUGUGACCGCCAGUCUGUUGACAUGAAUGCCAUUGCAUUCCUGUUUGAUGGCCGUAGGCUCCGUGGCGAGCAGACCCCUGACGAGCUCGAGAUGGAAGACGGCGACGAGAUCGAUGCCAUGCUUCACCAGACCGGAGGCUGCGUGCCUAGUGCGUAGAAGCGGCAACCUUGUGGAUGAGUUGAGUAAAUUAAAGUCUUAAGGAACUUGUGAAGCUCUGGCUCCAUGUGUGCCAUUGCUGAAGGGCAUCAGUAGCCUUGUUUAUUAAUAUUUGGUACUUAUCUACCACCUAAUAUAUCCCAUCAUCAUUGUACUCCCAA